AUGCCAGCAAUGAAGGGCAAACGUGCGGAAGCGAUGGACCAACUGCUGCCGGUGGCGGUACUGCUGGUCGUGAUACUGACGGUGGUCGGAGGUGCCGACUCCUAUACCGUUCCGCGCGAUACCGACAUCCUGCUGGCGGAUGGGUUCUUCAAGCGUAUGCGAGACCUGUUUGCUGAGCGAGUGUACGAAGACGCGCUCGGUACCGGCGGGUCCGAGAUGGCGGACGAAGCGCCUCCCUUGCCACCAGUCGACACCUCUCAUCUCGACAGUCCACCAAAGCCGAAGUUGGUAGAGGAUUGGCCGAAGGUGAAACACUCAUUCGGUCAGGUGACGGCCGUCACAAUCGAUCUGCAAGGCAACCCGGUCAUCUUCCACCGGGGCAGCCGAACAUGGACCAUGGAGAGCUUCAACGAUAGCCAUCAUUAUCAACACAUCGCGGAAGGACCGAUACCGGAAAAUACGAUCGCAACGCUAGCGGCAUCGGACGGUGCCGUACUGGAGGAACGUGGUGCCGGUAUUUUCUACAUGCCGCACGGACUAACGAUCGACCGAAACGGCAACAUGUGGCUGACGGAUGUGGCGCUACAUCAGGUGUUCAAGUUCAUGCCCGGUCGGGACUAUCCCGCCAUUACGCUCGGCCAUCGUUUCGAGCCCGGCGCGUCCAAGAGCCAUCUCUGCAAGCCAACCGCGGUCGCCAUUGCCAGUACGGGUGAAAUUUUCGUUGCCGAUGGGUACUGCAACAGUCGGCUGCUAAAGUUCAAUGCCGCCGGACGCUUGAUCCGUACCAUCCCGCAACCGCCCGAGUUCCUGUCCCUGCAGACACCGCACGGUUUGACGCUGCUCGAACACCUGGACAUGGUGUGUGUGGCCGAUCGGGAGAAUAUGCGCGUCGUUUGUCCGCGCGCUGGCCUGCAGACAUCGUACGGCGAAGGGACGCAGGCAGCCACCAUCCAGGAGCCAGAUCUUGGCCGUGUUUUUGAUGUGGCCGCCUACGGUGAUUUGGUGUACGCGGUAAAUGGACCGACCUCGCCCAUGAUUCCGGUGCGCGGUUUCACGAUCGAUCCACGCUCGGAAACCAUCAUCGAUCACUGGGGCAAGUUCGAGAAUCCCCACUCGAUCACCUUCUGCCCGAACGGGUCGGCCAUGUACGUGACGGAGAUUGGACCUAACCGUGUGUGGAAGUUUACCCUCACGAUGUAA
Molecule: messenger RNA, 1200 nt
Organism: Anopheles marshallii
Lineage: Eukaryota; Metazoa; Arthropoda; Insecta; Diptera; Culicidae
Gene: Pal2
Product: peptidyl-alpha-hydroxyglycine alpha-amidating lyase 2
Exons: 3
Coding region: 1-1200 (399 amino acids)
Biological process (GO): peptide metabolic process
Cellular component (GO): extracellular region; membrane
Molecular function (GO): catalytic activity; protein binding
Source: RefSeq, a predicted model, not a curated record